AUGGAGCGACACGACGAAGGAUUCCAUGCUGACGUGGAGGACGCGGAUGAUGACGGGAUGAUGGACCACUUGAGCGACCCGGGUGUUUAUUUCCAGCAGGAGACCGCGAACGAGGUGGCGCUGUCGCAGGCCAUGCGAUGGUGCAACCCGGACGACGACGUCGCGAACAAGUCCAACUAUUCGCACACGACGCCGGUCAGCCCUACCGCUGGAGAUCUCGAUGGUUCUCCUGGAGAGAAUCGCGGGGACGCGGUGUUGGCGCGCGAGGAGGCAGAGAAGCGCACGUCGCUAAGCGACGCGUCCGUGGAGAAUGUCGCCCUUUGGAGUCGCAGUCGCACGACGAUGGAGCACGACGACUAUGCGCACAUGUUCGACGCGCACGGCGGACUGCAGCCCGACGGCGACCGCGGUAAGAUCCGCGCAGACGGGGACGGGGGAGACGAGGGGGGAGAGAGGGAAGAGAGGGAAAGGCUCGAGGAGGAUAGGGACGAAGCGUGUGGUUAUCGGGAUGGGACGGGAGCAGACAGAUUCGGCGCGGAUGGAGACUACGAUGACGAUGACGAUAACGAUAACCGUCACGGGAACGAUGACGUCAUGGGGUUCCAGUUCUGGCGCACGUCGCUUCCGCAGGACGGCAGCGCAGACGGGCAGCACGCGGACGACGCGGAGUCGGCGCACGCGGCGGAGUACGGUACGAUGUGGCACAACAUGACAGGGCACCUCGAGAACAUGAAAGAUGACUGGGCGGAGGCGCAGGCGGUGGCGGAAGGGGAGGCAGGCAGCGGGGGCGAGGCGGAAGCCGACGACGAUACGCGGAGCCAAGCGUCCGCGCAUUCCGACACGGCGCUGCUCCUGGAUCACCUGCAGCUGGGGGUGUCGGGGCCGCUGUCGGUGCUGCCGUGGGACGAGGAGGCGGAGGAGGAGGCGGCGCAGGAGGCUGCGCGGGAUGCGCGGGAGGAGAUUCGCGCCUCGCGGGCGGAAAUGUACUUCAGCCCGGAGGGGGAGGAAGCGGAAGCGCCAAGAGGGGGAGAAGAGCCGUUUUCCUUGGGCCCGUCCGCCGUUGACGCCAGGGGCGCGGAUGGCCUUCCGCAGCGGGACGCUUCCGCCAUCCCCGCCGGAGAGGACGUUGGCGCGGGGGAUUCCGCAGCCAGUGAGGGCGCAACCAGCGACCAGGCGGGGCGGACCGAGCCCCGCUCGGACAUGCUUCUUCCGCGCAUCCGCACCACGGGGGACCUCCUCCUCGCCUGUCCGCCCACAGGCGCAUCUUCCCCCGUCGGCGAAGCGGCAGCCGGCGCGGACGCCAUUGCGGCGGACGCGCAGUCCAUGCCGGAGCUGGGGGACGUGCAGCUCUCCGCAGUGGAAGGAAGCGCAGGCGCGGGGACCAUCGGCUCGGGGGAGGGCAUUGGCGGAGCGUCCGCGGGGAAAGCGGCAGGUGUGGCGGGAGGAGAGGCGAAGGAGGCGGGGAAGGCGGGGGAGAUGACGGCGAUGUGGCUGGCGGGCAUCCCGCGCGUGGAGGCGUGGGUGCGGUGCCUCCCGCGCGGGCAGUGGGAGCCCGGCAUGAGCAAGCGCUCCAUGUCGCACGGCCACAUGCACGGAGGGGGCGCGGCGGCGGCGGGGAAUCUGCAGGCCGCGGUGGCUGUGGGGGCGGCGGCGGCGGCGGAGCAUGCGGGGAGGGUGGUGCGCGGGCUGGACAAGCACGCGGCGGCCGUGUACCUGUCCAUGCGCGGGCUGCUGGUCGUUCCGCCGCUGGGGGCGUUCUCGUCGCUCAAGACGCUCGACCUGUCGCGCAACAACAUCAGUGCUCUUGCAGCGUUUUCCUUCUUGCAUUGCUUUGCAGCCCCUGCGUCGGUGGCAACAGGGGUGCUGCCGAGGUCGCUGCACAUCCUGGACCUGUCACACAACCGCCUGGCCGCUGUGGAGGGGCUAAGAGAGCUCUCACGCCUCAAGGUGCUCAACCUCUCCAACAACCGCCUCGCCCGCAUCGGCCACGGGUUGUCGGGGUGUGUGGCGCUGAGGGAGCUGUACCUAGCGGGCAACAGGGUGGGGGAGGUGGAGGGGCUGCACCGCCUGCUCAAGCUCACCGUGCUCGACCUGGGCGCCAACAAGGUCACCACCACCAAGGCCCUCGGCCAGCUCGCCGCCAACUACGCCUCGCUGCGUGCACUCAACCUCGCAGGAAACCCCAUCCAUGUGAACCUGGGGGAUGACGCCUUCAAGCGCUACCUCAUUGGCCUGCUGCCACAGCUGCUGUACCUGAACCAGCGCCCCAUCAAGACGCCCUCGUCUCGCGACGCGCUCUCCGACCCGCUCAAGGCGCGAGGGGCCAGUGCGCCCCAGCUGCACCACGGGCACUCCUCCCGCUCCGCCUCUCGCACCGCUGGUGGCAGCACCUCACGGCACCGCACUGGCGGGAACAGCAGCAGCGGGCUCAGGAAGGCUGGGACAGGAGGAGUGAGUGGGUCGGGGAGUGGAGGGGGGUCGAAGGAUGGGCACCACAGGACUCACCAUGGGUCGAGCAGUGGGGCUCAUCAUUCGUCCCGCACUCGCACGGCCACGGGCGGGCAUUCGACGCAUCGGAGUAGGUCGGGCGUGGCUGGUGGGAGCAGUGCAGGAGUGGGGGAGAAGUCUCGGCACCACCAUCACCAUCAUCACCAUUGA
This is a messenger RNA of Closterium sp. NIES-65, 2658 nucleotides long. Lineage: Eukaryota; Viridiplantae; Streptophyta; Zygnematophyceae; Desmidiales; Closteriaceae. The record is from the annotation of a GenBank genome assembly.